Parnassius apollo (apollo) is the source of this 2067-nucleotide messenger RNA. The record is from the annotation of a GenBank genome assembly. NCBI's taxonomy places the organism in Eukaryota, Metazoa, Arthropoda, Insecta, Lepidoptera, Papilionidae.
UUGAUUGCAGAAUUCAAAAAGGACUGGUCAGAUCACGCGCUAUGGUGGCCGACGCGCAACAAAUGGCUCUCCAGACCGAAACACACCUUGGACCAGUACGGCGUGCACGCGGACGCCGCUCUGCACUUCACGCCCAUGCACAAACCGCUCCGCAUCCAACUCCCGGACUUGAGAUACUUAGAUUGCAAGAUAGACUUUUCCAUCGACACUUUCAGUGCAGUCAUGCAGUUGUGCAAGAAUCUCGGCAUAAGGCACCCUGAAGAAUUAUCGUUGUACUACCCACUCGAGCCAUCACACCUCAAGCAGAAUUAUCAGAACUUAAAAGAAGCAAAGAGAAUAAAAUCUACUCAGCCCCCAGAUACAAAUACGUUCAUAGCAGCAACAAGAGGCUCGUCGAACAGUCUCGACAGGUCUAAUGGACCUUGCCCAGCCACGCCACCCCCACCUAGGUCGCUAUCUGCAACACCAGUAGCUUCGAAUCACAAUGGCACAAUCCGACGCUACGGCGGCCAUAUCUACAGCACACAGAGCGACGGCUCGAGCGACGGAGGCUACUGCGGCACUCCACCACGCGCGUCUUCCCUGGACGCACUAGACGCGCUGGGCGAUAUUUCGCUAGCCGACUCGCCUUUGGAACCAGACUCUCAAUCGAGGGAGUCGCUACUAACACCCAAAUCUCUGAUGGAACGCGCCAGGAUGAAUGUUGGCUGGCUGGACUCUUCGCUUUCCAUCAUGGAGCAAUACGUGCGUGAAUGGGACACACUACAACUUCGCUUCAAGUUUUACUCGUUCUUUGACUUGACUGCGCGCGCACACGACGCGCCCAGGCUGAACCAACUCUACCAACAAGCACGUUGGCAGAUCCUGAACCAGGAGGUUCAUUGUACUGAGGAGGAAAUGCUUCUGUUCGCCGCUUUACAGCUGCAGAUUGAACUGCAGACCCUCGCUGGUGGCAGCGUUGAGGCGGCCGACGGUGCUCACAACUCGAGCGCCAGCGCGCCCGAGGACGAGAUCGACGCGGCGCUCAGCCAGCUGCAGGAGCAGCUGGAGGGCGGCCCGCCCGCCCGCCACGACAUCACUCAUGUGCCCGAGCUGGCCGACCACCUCAAGUACCUCAGACCGAAGCGCUUCACGCUGAAGGCGUACAAACGUGGCUGGGUGUCGUGCCGCGACGGCGUGCUGCGCAUACAUUCUUCAAGCGACGCGGCCGCUCGUGGCGAGCCGCCGUCUUACGCUGUCGAGCUACGCGGCGCCGAGGUAACACCAGAUGCGCAUCCCGCUUCGGGAAGAUACAGUAUCAAACUAGAAAUACCGGCUGAAGAUGCCAUGCACGAAAUGUGGCUCAAAUGCGACGAUGAGGAGCAAUACGCAAAAUGGGUGGCGGCAUGUCGCCUGGGCGCUCGCGGGCGUUCCCUAGCCGACGCUGCGUUUGCGAGCGAAGCGGCCGCAGUGCGCAGUCUCCUAGCUCUGCAGCGGCCGCAGCCCGGCGCAGCGCUGCAGCAGCACAGCGUGCCGCACCUGGAGCACCUGCAGCCGGAGAACUUCCUCGCGCCGCGCUUCCUCAAGAAACUCAAGGGCAAGCCGGAGAACUUCCUCGCGCCGCGCUUCCUCAAGAAACUCAAGGGCAAGUUCACACAGCGCGUGCUCGAGAGCCACGCUAACGUGAAAGACCUGCCACUGCUUGAAGCGAAGCUCCAAUACAUCAAGACCUGGCAGAAUCUGCCCGACUACGGCCAGACGCUGUUCGUGGUCCGUUUCAUGGGCCACCGGAAAGACGAGAUAAUUAGCAUCGCCAACAAUCGUAUUAUGCGUCUCGACCCCAACACUGGUGACCAUAUAAAAACGUGGCGGUAUAGUACGAUGAAGGCUUGGAAUGUGAAUUGGGAAAUAAAACACAUGAUGGUACAGUUUGAAGAGGGCAACAUUAUUUUCUCAGUCCAGUCAGCCGAUUGCAAAGUUGUCCAUGAGUUCAUCGGCGGUUACAUCUUCCUAUCUAUGAGGUCGAAAGACGCCAACCAGACCCUUGAUGAAGAAUUAUUCCACAAAUUGACUGGGGGUUGGACAUAA